Messenger RNA from Candidozyma auris, 1407 nucleotides. RefSeq names its product peroxisome biogenesis protein. The transcript has a single exon. NCBI's taxonomy places the organism in Eukaryota, Fungi, Ascomycota, Pichiomycetes, Serinales, Metschnikowiaceae. The record is from RefSeq and is a predicted model, not a curated record. Bases 1 to 1407 code for a protein of 468 amino acids. Gene Ontology annotation, cellular component: peroxisomal membrane. Gene Ontology annotation, biological process: peroxisome organization.
AUGGCCAAUUCCGAUGCGUUAAAGCUGGAGGAUUCGACUGCCUUACCUGGCAAACAAGGAGACCAAGAGAUACGAGCGCAAUUCGCCGUGGCUGACAGCAAUGUAAAACCUCAGACAUCGCCAUUACUAUCCUCCACACCACCUACCGUGGCCAAGGCUUUAGUGAAAGCGUACCCAUAUUUGCUUAUAGUGAACAAAUUGUUGGCCGUGGCCACAUGGACAAAUGACGAUUACUGGGUGAAUGUCGUGUUGAUGUGCCUCUAUGGCUUUGCCGUGCUAUACUUUGAGAUCCUCGUAACGUGGCUGGGCCACUUGAUCUUGGUGGGGGCUGUAAUUAUGUAUGCUGUUCUCAACAACAAAAUCGUGGAGGAAACAAACCUCAAGCCCACAUUGGACGAUGUCGUGCAAGCGUUGACCACUACUUGCAUCAAGGCUGAUAUCCUCUUGAGUCCCAUCACUGCAUUGGCAUUGACCCCAUACGAUAUUAAACGUCUUUUGUUCACCACUGUGUUUUUAACGCCAUUAUACUUGGUGGUCACUUUCUUACUCAUCAAGCCCAGGUCAAUAUUGUUGGCCGCUGGUCUCUUUCUUCUAUCAUAUCACCUGGGCUACUCGCGCGUCACCAGAAGACUAGUGUGGAAACUCAAGAUUACCAGAGUUUUGUGCUUCUACUUGACUGGUCUUGACUUCUCCCAAGCACGCAACAGCUCCUUGUUUGCCGCUGCCUUUGCCAAAGUGCAGAAAUCAGCCGCCUCGUCUUCGUCAUUUGGCGGCGCCGACUCCUCGAAACCUGUCCGUUUCACAUACGUGAUUUAUGAAAACCAGCGUCGCUGGUUGGGCAUUGGCUGGACUUCCAAUUUGCUCUCGUAUGAACGUGCUCCAUGGACAGAUGAAUUUUUGAAUGAGUCAUCUUCCAUCGAUGCAUUCGAACUUCCAAAUCCAGACUCGUCCUCCUCGUCGGUAGCUACAUCCUCUUAUGUUCAACAUCCAAGUAUGGAGGGAGCUUACUGGAGAUGGGUUGAUAAGGCCUGGCGUCUUGAUUUAACAAAUGAUGGUGCCAUCACACUACCCUCUGGGAAGAGAUCAAAAACCACUGCUAACCCAACUUCUGAUGAGGGUUUCUUGUACUUCGACAAUGUUUGGAAGAAACCUUCUACAGAAGACUCAUACUCGAAGUAUACUCGUAGGCGUCGCUGGGUCAGAACCGCUGAAUUGGUUUUCAAGAAUACUGGGGACUUUAGUACAAAUCUGGCUACGUAUGCACUGGGAGCCGAGGAAUUAUCCCUGGACCAAUCCGCAACAAGGAACAGGAAAAGCUUGCGUUUUGCUGAGGAGCCAGAGCCCUUGUCUGAUGCUACUGUAGAGGCAGCUGGUAUCGAAGAACCCUCAGACAAGAAAUACGAGUAA